GAGGAGAGGUCAGAGUGUAAAGGGCAUUCACCCAUCAUCCUUAGUUGAGGAAUACACACAGCCAUCUUGGAUCUACGAGAAGAAGAGAAAUUAAUGCGGUGACAAACAGCAUGUUUAGUGCAAGAAAGAAGUUUGUAGAGGGGGUCGAAAGUGACUACCCCGAUGAAAGCAUGUACUACGGCCAGCCAUCGAUGUUCCCACAUCGAUCAGAAAAAGACAUGCUGGCAUCUCCAUCACCGUCGUCGACAGGUCAAUUGUCGCAGCUUGGCGCCAGUUUAUACGGGCAAAGUGCACUAGGGUUCCCGAUGAGGGGCAUGAGCAACAACAACCCUCAGCUGAGUCGGAGUUUAACGCAGGGCAGCCAACUCCCCAGCCACGUCACGCCCACCACGGGGGUCCCCACGCUCUCACUGCACACCCCACCCUCGCCAAGCAGGGGGAUCCUGCCGAUGAACAGUCGGAACAUGAUGAACCAUGCGCAGGUGGGCCAGGGCAUGGGGGGCAUGAGCGGCCGCAGCAACAGCAUGGGCAGCUCGGGGCUGGGCAGCCCCAACCGCAGCUCGCCCAUCUGCAUGCCCAAGCAGCAGCAGGCGCGCCAGCCACUCACCAUCAACAGUAUGUCAGGUUUUGGGAUGAACAGGAAUCCAGCAUUUGGAAUGAACAACUCGUUAUCGAGCAACAUCUUCAACGGCACAGACGGGAGUGAGAAUGUAACGGGGCUGGAUCUGUCGGACUUCCCUGCGCUAGCGGACCGGAGUCGGAGGGAAGGAAACGCCAACCCAACCCCCCUGCUGAACCCACUGGCUGGGAGAGCUCCCUACGUUGGAAUGGUGACGAAGCCAUCGAAUGAACAGUCCCAGGACUUCUCCAUCCACAAUGAGGAUUUCCCUGCACUGCCCGGGCCCAACUACAAGGACCCAACGUCGAAUAACGACGACAGCAAAUCGAACCUGAACUCAUCGGGCAAGAGCAUAUCCAGCACAGACGGUCCCAAGUUCCCCGGAGACAAGAGCUCCACGGCACAGAACAACAACAACCAGCAGAAGAAAGGGAUCCAGGUCUUACCUGAUGGUCGGGUGACGAACAUUCCCCCGGGCAUGGUGACAGACCAGUUUGGCAUGAUCGGGCUGCUGACGUUCAUCCGGGCAGCGGAGACGGACCCCGGCAUGGUGCACUUGGCUCUGGGCAGCGACCUCACCACGCUAGGCCUCAACCUCAACUCGCCCGAAAAUCUCUACCCCAAAUUUGCCUCUCCGUGGGCAUCAGCACCGUGUCGGCCUCAGGACAUCGACUUCCAUGUUCCAUCUGAAUACUUAACCAAUAUUCACAUAAGGGACAAGCUGGCUGCUAUAAAGCUGUCUCGGUACGGGGAGGAUCUCCUCUUCUACCUGUACUACAUGAACGGAGGAGACCUACUGCAGCUACUCGCGGCGGUCGAGCUCUUUAACCGGGACUGGCGGUACCACAAAGAGGAGCGGGUUUGGAUCACGCGAGCGCCAGGCAUGGAGCCCACACUGAAGACCAACACCUACGAGCGGGGGACGUACUACUUCUUUGACUGUCUUAACUGGAGGAAGGUUGCUAAGGUAAAGGAGUUUCAUCUGGAAUAUGACAAGCUAGAAGAGCGGCCUCACGUCCCCUCGACGUUCAACUACAACCCCGCUCAGCAGGCGUUCUGAGCUCCACAAGACCCACCGACACCACCCACCCACCCACCGACCGACCGACUCAACCAUCCAUCCAUCCAUCCACCUCCGGCGGGGCAGGACCCAGUCCUGACUGCACCCUACCCGGGGCGUGGGUAUGGCUGUCCUGGCUUUUUGUCUCUCACCGAACUGGCAGAAAGAUGGCGCUGUGGCUCAGGCAUCCUCUUUUUUAAUUUUCUUUUUUUCUCAAAGAAAAACAAACAAACAGACAACCAGACAGACAGACAGACAGAAAUAUUCCUUGACAAAGAAAAAUAUUUCUCAACCCAGAUUCCGGAUGUCCUUGGCCUUUUUGUGGCUGUAGGGCGAUCCUGCCUUCCAGAAUUAUGUGCUGCCCAAAAAAAAUGAGAGAGAAAAAAAAAUCACAUUCUCCUACACAUACAGGUGUUUUUCAUUUCAUUUACUUUUUUUUUAAAAAGACAACACACAAGCUCUUUUUAAACUCUUUUCUGUUAUUUCUUUUCCUGUUCUGACCCAUCUUCAGUUUCAUUUUACAUUUCCCCUUCCCAUUUGUUUUGUUCCGUUUUGGGUUUACACCGAAUGCCUGUAAGGCAGGCAGGAUAAACAAGACAGACUGAGACACUCUACUCUGACCAUAGCAGAACAGAACAGGGUUUUUAUACUUCAUUCUUUGAAGUGUUCAAGCGUUCAGCAUGAGAGAGCGAGUGAUGGAGGUGGUGCACCUCCGUUACCGUACACUAUGUGGCCCUCUCCCCACCCUCUUCUUGGACAACUUUAUUGGAGGCCUGGAAAGAAUGCAAUGUUCAUUGUAGUACUGUUUGGUAAUAAAAGAACAGAAAAAUUA
This is a messenger RNA of Engraulis encrasicolus (European anchovy), 2511 nucleotides long. RefSeq names its product CCR4-NOT transcription complex subunit 2. Gene Ontology annotation, biological process: regulation of DNA-templated transcription; regulation of stem cell population maintenance; nuclear-transcribed mRNA poly(A) tail shortening. NCBI's taxonomy places the organism in Eukaryota, Metazoa, Chordata, Actinopteri, Clupeiformes, Engraulidae. The transcript is spliced from 15 exons. The record is from RefSeq and is a predicted model, not a curated record. Gene Ontology annotation, cellular component: CCR4-NOT core complex; P-body. The coding region runs from base 111 to 1679 and encodes 522 amino acids.